GCAGUGCUGACUGUAGCUCGACGCCUCACUCCGCGCUCCCCCAUCCAUAACUGAGGUCGACUUAUUUGAUUGACGGCUCCAUAUUUUUUGUGCGAUUUUUUUUUUUUUUGUCAGUGGCUCCAGAAAGGACAAAACGGGGUAAUACACACACAGAGAGAGAGGAAAACAGGGUGAGAAAAUAACAAACGCAGCUGGAAAGAAAGUGCGAGAUCAACAACGCUGGGAGCGACCCAGGGUCAAGACUGUGAUUAAAAAAAUACAUUAAUAUUUCAAAGACAAAGGAGUGUCGACUUUUACCUGUUUCUAUAUUUUAGGGAACUUGGGGACACGCCGACAUCACAAUUAUUUUACAUAAGCGGACGGCGUAAACCGAUCACCAUGACCACUGAGAUGCAGGAGAUCGCCAUCACGGAGGAGAAGCCCUUACUGCCCGGUCAAUCAGACGCCGUCAAGGAUGCUGAAAUCGCAGCCCGAAUAUUGCUGGAUCAAGGCCAGGAACACACUGUGGAGACUCCUCACGGCGUGCUGCAUGCGACGGUUCACGGCUCCGGAAACGCUCGCAGACCAGCCAUACUGACCAUCCAUGAUGUGGGAAUGGACAGUAAGAGCUGCUUCUCCACCCUGUUUCGCUUUGAGGAGAUGCAGGAGAUCGUGAAGAACUUCACCGUGGUUCACAUUGAUGCUCCGGGACAGGAGGAGGGCGCCGCGGUUUAUCCUGCAGGAUACCAGUAUGCGUCUAUGGAUCAGGUCUCUGAGAUGCUUCCUGCUGUCCUGCAGUUUUUUAAUUUCCGCACAAUUAUCGGUGUUGGAGUCGGAGCCGGCGCUUACAUUCUUUCCAGAUUCACUCUGAAUAACCCUGAGGCAGUGGAGGGUCUGGUUCUGGUCAAUGUGGACCCAAACGCUCGAGGCUGGAUGGACUGGGCCGCACAUAAGCUCUCCAACCUGACGUCUUCCCUCUCAGACCAAAUCCUCACUCACCUCUUCAGUCAGCAAGAGCUGUCUGCAAACACAGACCUGAUCCAGACUCACAGAGAGAGAAUCACUAAAGCACCAAACCUGCUCAACAUCGAGCUCUUCUGGAAGAGUUACCUGGGACGCAGAGAUCUGAGCCUCGACAGGAACAACACGUUCAAAUGCCCGGUGAUGCUGGUGGUCGGAGAUCAGGCUCCGUAUGAGGAUGCAGCUGUGGAGUGCAACAGCAAACUAGACCCAACUACAACCUCAUUCCUCAAGAUGGCUGACGCUGGCGGGAUGCCACAGCUCACUCAGCCCAGCAAACUGACAGAAGCCUUUAAGUACUUCAUUCAAGGCAUGGGAUACAUGGCGUCAUCCUGCAUGACGCGUCUGUCCCGCUCGCGCACCACCUCUCUCUCCUCCUCGUACUCCAUGGAGGGCUCUCGCUCCCGGUCCCGCACCCUGUCGCAGGGCUCUCAGGGAGGACAGCUGCCUCCCAGCCCGUCCAACACCAUGGAGGUGUCCUGCUGAGGAGCUCCAGAGACCCAGAGAUGGAGACCAGCCAGCCCUUUAACUCUGCGGCGCGGCCCGGGCCUUUAGUCAGACCCACUCGUAGUGUUAACCAAUAGUAAUACUUCUAAUAUGAAUAUUGAUAAUAAUAAUAAUGAUAUAAGAAUAACCAUAAGCAUCACUGACAAAAAAAAAGCAAAUAAAUAAUGAUGUUUUCUCUUAUAAUUACAUGUUGAAUUUCUAAAACCGUAAGAAUAGAGAGGAGUAUAUAAGCUCAUAAUGUAUGUCUAUCAGCUAUUAUGUGAUCUGAUUUUAUUUUUUCUCUUUUUUUGGUGUGCUUUCUUUUGUAUUUUGUAUUAUAAUUAUUAUUAUUUUCAUUUUUUUUUCCAAUCCUGCUGCUGCUGUGAGAGGAGUGCAGUGUUUUCGGGGGAGACGGUGGCCGAAUGCUCGUCUCUUCUGUAGGUGACAGCCAGCUCAUGUCUUCCAUUCGCCCUUUACGAUUAAAAUAGCUAAACAUUUAACAUAUAAAAAAAUGCAAGAGAGAAAAAUACUGUAAUUAUAUUUCACUUCCAUGAUUUUGUUUGGUCUUUGGGAGUCAGGGCCUUUGCCUGUUUUGGAUUUGCAUGCUGGAAUUUCCACGUCUGUGUAUUUGAUUUGAUUGAUUUUUUUGCCGUGUGCGUUUGCGUGCGCUGUUUGUGCGUCGAGUACGUCAUAACAUCGAGAAGGGAUCGUUUGCAGCUUGCGAAGUGGAUUUAUUGUCAGUGAAACAGAAUAUUUGAUGAGAAUAAGUGGUCACACUUUAUUUUAGUGUACAAUUCACACUGUUAACAAACUAUUAGCUAAGACUUUUAGCUCAAUAUACUACUAAUUAGCUGUUUAUUAAUGGUUAUUGAGGAAGUCGUUGGGUUUAGGUAUUGUGUUAAGGAUAAACAGUUAAUAUCUUAGUAGUGAAUGGUGUAAAUUGUUGCUCAAAAUAAAGUGUUACUGAAUAAGUGUUAAUUAGGAGCUGUUUUGAUUGGGAACGUGUCUCUGAAGGUGACGGAUGAGCAGAUAAUUAAUGACGGGAGCUGUAAAGUUGUUUCAGAUUUGGAGCGAGUUUGAUGAAACAUUACGAAAACGCUCCGAUUUAAAGGUCAUUUAAGAAAGUGAGUCGAUGUAAGUUGUCAUUGGCGUUGGAAACGUGCUUCCAUCAGUGAGUGUGUUUACAUGUAGCCACAAUAAAGUGCUGAUAGCUAUCAAAAACUGUCAAUAUCACUUAUCUGGGAACCAAGAACUCUUCUUGAUUAUCCAGAUAAGGGAACUCAUGCAAAUCAACACAAAUCAUAUCUGUUGUUUUUGUCACAAUCGCAAACAUGCAUGAUAGUGAUCAAGUUGCUCAAAUGUGUUCUAGUUUUUGUGCAAAACUAGAAUGCUGAACUCUCAAAGUUUUAGAAAUGUGUAACUAUUUUGACAUUUGCACAUUUUCAGAUUUGCUUAAAUUGAAAAUGUGAUUAGGAAACAAAAAUAUUGAUCUCUAAAGCUAUUAAUCAGUGUGUUGUAAACAAAUCAAAGACAAAAACAAUGUCUACAUAUUUGAAACAAGAAUUAUUGGACAGCCAAUUAGAACUGUUAAUAAUUUUAAUAAUCACUACUCAGUCCCAAACUUCUCAUUAAAUGUCAUUUAAAAUCUUUAUAUUUUGCCGCUAUCUGUCAAACCACUAGGUUUUACCUAUUUGUCUGUAAGACGUCUUUCAAACAGAAUCAACAGUAAAAAUAAAGCGUAAUGAAUAACAAUGGAACUGGAUUCCACCUAGAAUUUAACUAGGCAUUAAAUCUUUCGGUUUAUAUCACAUCACGUUUAUUUGAUACAGACACCAUUCGGGAUAUACAAUGGGGGCUCGUCCGGGAUAUAUUUGACCUUGUAAUAUUCCACUUAAAAUAUUCCACUUUUAGUGGUUUUUAUGCACAUUUGAAACAUAUUAAUGAUAAAAAAACAUUUCUAUCUAGAUAGAAAAUACAACUGCUAAUAUUAGCACCACAGAAAGGAGGAAAGCUAUGAUUUAUGGGGGCUCGUCCGGGAUAUAUUUUUCAUACACCUCAUUUUUGACCCAUCUACACUCUUAAUAAGGUUCUUCAUUGGCAUCAGUGUCUUCAUUAGGACAUCUAUGGAACCUUUUAUUAAACAAAAAAAAAAGUUCUUUAUAGUGUGAAAGGUACUUAAGAUCAGUGUUUUCCAACCCUGUUCCUAAAGGCACACCAACAAUACACAUUUUCAACCUCUUCCUAAUCAAACACACCUGAAUCAACUCAUCAGAACAUAAGAAGAGACUGAUGUUAACCUGAUGUUAAUGGAUCAGAUAAAGGAGACAUCCAAAAUAUGUACUGUUGGUGUGUCUCCAGGAACAGGGUUGGGAAACACUGCUUUAAAUCAUAGAAAUGAACUUCACACUUACAGAUAGAAGGUUAUUUGGGAAACCAGUAAUGGGUCUUCUAUGACAAAACUGUCUUGUGUAACCUUUAUUUUUAAGAGUGUAAAUCAUUAAAACACCAAACUCCCCACCAAUUCGCCAAAGCAUAAAAGAGUUCCGAACCACCACCUUAAGACUGUGUUGGUCAAUAACAUGAUGGUGUGUUUUGGUGGCUUUUUUAUGGAUUGGAUUUAUUGGUUUGGUGUGUUUUGUAGACUUUCUUCAAAAACAGCCCAUCAUUUACACCAGUGUUUCUCAACCACGUUCCUGAAGGCCCUUCAGCACUGCAUGUUUGGAUGUUUCCUUUGUCUGUCACACCCAUUUUAGGUCUUUCAGCCUCUGCUAAUGAGCUAAUAAUCUGAGUCGGGUGUAUUUGGGUAAAGAGACAUAGAAAAUGUGCAGAGCUGGUGGUCCCCUAGAAACGUGGUUGAGAAACAGUGACUUACACCAUUAUUGAAUCCCACAUGGAAACACACUCAAUAACUAGCCUAAAUAUGAAGCAGUCAUAACCAACAACCCUGUAGUUUGACAACAAAACAUUAAGCGAGUGAUGGAUGAUUAUAGGAAUGACGGUCUUUAUAUAAGCAAAUACUAACAUGUAAGCAGGAGAUCAUUUGCCAUCUUUUGUAGCAAUCCAAUGUCACUAAUAUGAUAAUAUCUAUCUUUUCGGGGAAUCUAGUCCUCUAGUUUGCAUGUAAUUACCAUGGUGCUUAUACUGCAAUAUUAUCCAGCUAGUAGCACAACGUAGGAUUGUUUGCUUGGAAACAUUGAGCUCAUUUGUUACUUUGACUGGCCGUCGGUGGAUUUAGCGUAACCUGACUCUGGUUUGAAGUGUACUUAAAGCCAUGGUGGCGUUUAAUUCUGAACCAUAGUGACCGAUACACAGAGUAAAAACGGACAUGCCUGAGCCUGUGAGGUGCUUCAACUCUACAAAUACACAAUAAGGGAAUACGUGAUGAUUCAGAGAGCCUGUGUCAAAUUUACUUUGCUGAAUAACCAGCCCCUUCACUGCCAACUGGGUUUUAGCCAUGUUAGUCCAAUCGUCAAGCCAUCGAGAUUAGCAAGUUAACACAGCUGUAAAGUUUACAUCUUAAACAGCAGGUCAUGUGGUAUUUUAAAGAGUCCUAAUAUUGUAGUGGAUUGCCCUAUAUGUUUGCAAGGUCAGAAAACAAGGUAAUUUCCUCAGAAAAUUCGUUGAAUAUUUGAAUUCGAUACAGUUUAUUUAGAUCAAUUCAAGGCUUGAGGUCUUUAAGCCCCUCCUCUUCAACAAGACAUCUAUGCUUUGAUUGGUCAGUGUGUUUUUAUUAGUCUUUUUUACAUUAAAAAAUUUGCAUAAUUUGCAUGUAGGUGGAGAUUAUGCAAAUGUGUUACUUUGAUUAUGUUUGACAGUAAAAAGAUUAAGUAUAAGGACUCAAUAUGGUGAACUCUUUCUUUUAAGAGACAAAACCAAUGCGCAGACUGUUUACAUUGAAAGGCCACGAUAUUACAAUUUCAAAAAACCACAUGACCUGCUCUUUAUAACAUGUGAAAGUGACAUACAGAUCAUUCAAAAGAGCAUUGAAAUCACUUCGAGAUGUGAGUUUUUGCAAUAUUUGCAAGCGAUUCUCACUGAAGAAUGCUACUAAUCCAUUUCGACAAAUUAGCAGCUAGUUUGCAAGAAUUUGAAUACAAAUUGUGAAGUAUGAUCGGCAUCAUACACAAACCAUUUAUGAAAUUGUACAAAUUUACCCACAUUAGCUGGCAAUUUACCAAAAUGUGAAAGAGUUAGGAAUUGCCACGAGAUUGUGUUUGGUAUUUUUGACACUAACGCUAACACUUGCCAAUAAAAAAGCAGACCAAAACUGUUCUCAUAACUGCGAAUGCAUCGUAACAAUCACGUUCAGCACAACACUGCCCUGAAAAUAACCGUCAAUUUGGAAAGUUCUUCCAGCGAUUCAUAUGUUCGUUACGAGCGUCGGAGCACUCUGUUCGUUGAGAUUCUCAAAUCAAAUUUCAUUUGUUUUUAUCCUGAUUGAGACACAAACGUUGGAAGUAAUGGGACGCGUAAGCCGGAAACAUGGUAUUUUCUCCUCUUUCUAAUGGAAAGGGAUCAGUGUUAGAAUUUUAAUAUUCAAGACUGCAAAACUGUCGCAGAUUUACAUGAGCCUAUACCAAAAGUAGAAAUAGUUCAAAUCUGACAUGUUCUACCAAUGAAUAGAGAAAUAACCGUACAAACGUGAGAAUAUUGACAGGUUAAAGUAAAAGCAAUGAGGUAAAGGGAUGGCUUAGAUUGUGUAAUGUGUGGUAAGAACGUGUGAAUGUAAAUGUGUCCAUUUUCUUUCUUUCUUUUAACAUUUUUUUGAUUCACCUCAGUGAAACCCUUUUCACCUUUUAUUUUCUGUGAAGUAGAUCUGCGUCUCAGUGUCCUCAUGGAUUAUACAUCAGUGUGCUAGUUCUUGUGUAACUUUUUUAGCUUUAGCACUAAAAAAAGAAAUAAUGUCAUUAACAAAAAUAAAGAAAUAAAACAAAAAAAAAAUAAGAUGUCAUUAAUAACUGAAUGCAAUCAGAUUUAACUGUGUGGCUAAUUUCUCUGUGUAAUACUAUGAACAACUGGAAAAAAAAGUAAUUAAAGGGAUCAAAAUGA
Molecule: messenger RNA, 6534 nt
Organism: Danio aesculapii
Lineage: Eukaryota; Metazoa; Chordata; Actinopteri; Cypriniformes; Danionidae
Gene: ndrg2
Product: NDRG family member 2
Exons: 16
Coding region: 379-1485 (368 amino acids)
Biological process (GO): signal transduction
Cellular component (GO): cytoplasm
Source: RefSeq, a predicted model, not a curated record